UGCACAGCCAGGCACUGGAAGCCAGAGGGUCCGAAUUCAAGCCCAAAGACUGCACUUGUAUAAAAACAAAACCAACCACAGAAGAGCAUCAGGGAGAAAGAGUUUGUACCCAGCUGGGAGUGAAAAAGGCCCGCAGAGGAGGGAGGCGCUGUAGGUAAGAAGUGGACGAAACAGUUCCUCCCCCUCCGGGGAGCUUAAGUUCUAGUCGGGGAGACACGCAAAAAACACCAUAAUCCCCCAACGAAAUGCGCUUAGGAGCUUCGGGAAGAUCCAGAGUGAGGUUGACACCAGGCCGCCGCAAGACCUACUCGACUCGGGCAACCCCGGGUUCCGCCCAGCGCGAGUUGCUAGGAGCUCGCCUCCGCGGCGGCGAGGGACUGUACCGGCCGGCCGAGUCUCGCGAGGAUCUUCGAGGUUUCGCGCGGGACCGCCCAUCGGUUGCCGGGAGACGCUGCGGCCUCCGUCGGGCGGGCGCCUCUGUCUGCAGGUCGCGGCGGGAAUCCACCGCGAGAGCCAUGGCGCCCAAGAAGAAAGGGAAGAAAGGGAAAACCAAAGCUACCCCGAUUGUUGACGGGCUUGCUCCGGAGGACAUGAGCAAGGAGCAGGUGGAAGAGCAUGUCAGCCGUGUCCGCGAGGAGCUGGACCGUGAGCGUGAGGAGCGCAACUACUUCCAGUUGGAGCGGGACAAGAUCCAUACCUUCUGGGAGAUCACGCGGAGGCAGCUGGAGGAGAAGAAGGCCGAGCUGCGGAACAAGGACCGGGAAAUGGAGGAGGCUGAGGAGAGGCACCAGGUUGAGAUCAAGGUGUACAAGCAGAAGGUGAAGCACCUGCUGUACGAGCAUCAGAACAACCUGACAGAGAUGAAGGCUGAGGGUGCCGUGGUCAUGAAGCUGGCCCAGAGGGAGCACUGCGCACAGGAGGGUGCGCUGCGCAAGGACAUGCGGGCGCUGAAGGUGGAGCUCAAGGAGCAGGAGCUGGCCAACGAGGUGGUGGUGAAGAACCUGCGGCUGAAGCACAGCGAGGAGGUCACCAAGAUGCGGAAUGACUUCGAGAGGCAAGUGCGAGAAAUUGAGGCCAAGUAUGAUAAAAAAAUGAAGAUGCUUAGGGAUGAACUUGACCUGAGGAGAAAGACUGAGAUCCACGAGGUGGAGGAGAGAAAGAACGGCCAGAUCAACAUGCUGAUGCAGCGGCAUGAAGAAGCCUUUACGGACAUCAAGAACUACUACAACGACAUCACCCUCAAUAACCUGGCUCUCAUCAACUCCCUCAAGGAGCAGUUGGAGGACAUGCGCAAGAAGGAAGGUCACCUCGAGAGGGAGAUGAUGGAGGUGUCCGCGCAGAACAAGCGCCUGACAGACCCUCUCCAGAAGGCUCGGGAUGACGUGACUGAGAUGCAGAAGAAGCUCGGGAACUAUGAGAGGGACAGACAGACCCUGGUUCGCACAAAAGCACGUUUGAAGGUUGCCGAGAAAGAGCUAAAGGACCUGCAGUGGGAACACGAGGUGCUGGAGCAGCGAUUUCUCAAGGUACAGCAGGAGCGAGAUGAGCUGUACAGGAAGUUCACCGCGGCCAUCCUGGAGGUGCAGCAGAAGGUGGGCUUCAAGAACCUGGUUCUGGAGCGGAAGCUGCAGGCGCUGAGCGCUGCUGUGGAGAAGAAAGAGGUGCAGAUUAAUGAGGUGCUGGCGGCCUCCAACCUGGACCCUGCUGCCCUGACCCUUGUGUCCCGCAAGCUGGAGAAUGUUCUAGAAUCAAAGAACAACACUAUCAAGGACUUGCAGUAUGAGUUGGCCCGGGUCUGCAAGGCCCACAGUGACCUGCUGCGCACCUAUGAGGCUAAGCUCCUGGCCUUCGGAAUCCCUCUGGACAACGUGGGCUUCAAGCCUCUGGAGACGGCCGUGAUUGGGCAGACGCUGGGCCAGGGUCCCGCGGGGCUCGUGGGCACCCCAACGUAGUGCCCGCCCGGGACUGCUCCCUGGAUGACACUCCCUUUCACCAAGGACAGGAGCGGUUUGUCUUUCUAUUUGUAUCGUCUGCAAAUGAAGUUUUUCUACAUUUGCUGUGUGUCCUGUUGCCUGGCUACGUGGAGGAGAGGCACCUCCAGGACCCAUGGUACCCUGACCACUUCCUUCCCUGCCGCCCUCCUUCCCACCUCGGGCCAGGGCAGCAGCAGCCGAGCCCAGGAACCGCAGCAGCCUUGCUGAUGCCAGCACUGACUUUAUUGAUGCCUGAGACUCCGCGGCUACUGGAAAUUGGGGGGCCAGAAUCUCCCGCAGGGAGUGUGAACUGGUGCCCUCUGUUGAGGAGUCCCAGUGAGCUGUGGGGAUGGGAUUGAUGCUCACAGGCCAGCAGUUGUCCAGAGGAGGCGAUGGCGCAGCCACUAGCUUCCUCGAUACGUGGUGUAGGACCACGGGCUCAGCAGCAGGGGCACAUGGAACCUGUGGGUCUCGUUGGUGAUGGUGAAAACGACCUGAGAAGCAGAGAGGGCACCGGGACAGAGUGAGGGUCCGGUGCAGCACACAGGCAGCCCAGACUGUGGACCAGGGGCAGAAGUUAAGUGGGGCUGGAGCCCCGAGGGCCAGAUGAAGCCAGUGGAGAACUGGAAAAUGGUGAGGGCUGCGGAUGGGGCUGAAUCCUCCCCCGGAGAAAGCCCUCGGCUUGGGGAACUCGAAGGAUCCGCCCUGAACAGGGUCAGGUGAGUGCCUCUGUCCACAGGGGCUGAGUCACUUUUGGCCCUGCCCCACAGCUUUACCCAGGGACAGGGCAGGGAUGGGUGUGUUGUGGUAAAAUCCCUGGACACCUUUCUUCUGAGAGCUCAAAGCAGGUGAACUCACUGCUUGCCACCGCCCAGGGAGAGGUGGGACCAGCCUGCCCACUGCAGGAAUCUUGGUGAAUCACAGGCCUCCACCCCUCUGGCCCACCCCCGGCCCUCACCUCCACAUACGGGUAGAAGCUCUCCUGCCCCCUCUUCUUCCAGUAGCCCUCAGUGUCAAAGGACAGCUUGUAGGUGCCUGCCUUCAUCGGGCCUGGUGGCAGGAGCCCCGGGCAGCGGCCAUCCGAGUCGGUGUAGCUGGGGAGAGUGGA
Molecule: messenger RNA, 3081 nt
Organism: Lynx canadensis (Canada lynx)
Lineage: Eukaryota; Metazoa; Chordata; Mammalia; Carnivora; Felidae
Gene: GAS8
Product: growth arrest specific 8
Exons: 12
Coding region: 246-1952 (568 amino acids)
Biological process (GO): flagellated sperm motility
Cellular component (GO): Golgi apparatus; motile cilium; microtubule
Molecular function (GO): microtubule binding; small GTPase binding
Source: RefSeq, a predicted model, not a curated record